This is a messenger RNA of Lolium rigidum, 2524 nucleotides long. RefSeq names its product WD repeat-containing protein 75. The transcript has 16 exons. The record is from RefSeq and is a predicted model, not a curated record. NCBI's taxonomy places the organism in Eukaryota, Viridiplantae, Streptophyta, Magnoliopsida, Poales, Poaceae. The coding region runs from base 1 to 2382 and encodes 793 amino acids. Gene Ontology annotation, molecular function: protein binding.
AUGAUCACCGGUGGACAGAGCUACGUCGCGGCGCCGCCGGCCUUCUCCGCCGACGGCCGCCUCCUCCUCGUCUGCUCCGGCCGCUCCGUCUCCGUCUUCAGCACCUCCACCGGCAUGCUGGUGUCGGAGCUGGAGGGGCACGAGGCGGACGUCACGGCCGUCGUGGUGGUGCCGCCGCCAGCCAGCGUCGCCAAGCUCGCCACCUACUGCUGGACGGCGGGGCUCGACGGGGACCUCAUCUGCUGGGACUUCGCGGCGGCCGAGCUCGUGCGCAAGGUCCACGUCGGCCUCCCGGUCCACUCCAUGGUGAUUCCCAACAUAACCAGGACAGUGAAAUCAACAGAGGUGCACACCCCUCUCGCAUUCGUCUCCGUGGAAGACACGAGCAAGGCAGCCGAUAAGAAGAAAGCGUUGCGCGGGCAGGUCAGGAUCUAUGACUUGACCAAAGGGCGCCAAGUGGGCUGUCUACUGGCUGAGACGCGCAAGCCAGAGAAGAUUGUCGCGAGCGUUUCCGGGGAAUUUCUGGGCAUUGCGAACAAGAGGCAGCUCUACAUAUGGAGCGUACCCACGGAGGGUUUCAAGCCCGAGAAGAUCAGGAAAAUUAAGCUUUCUCACACGAAGAACCUGACCACGCUGGCCUUCCAUCCAACUGAGAGGAUUGUGGCUGGCGGUGACUCCACGGGGAGGAUCUUGAUUUGGAGAGCUUUUGGGAAGGCGAAGUUUUCUGGAACUGCUGGCGCGGCAGAUGAUGAUAGGGAUGGCGUGAGGGGUCAGGACGAUGCAGAUACUUGCACUACGUUGCAUUGGCAUUCUAGCGAAGUGAAGUUCCUCAAAUUUGCUUCGGAUGGGGCUUACUUGUUCUCAGGUGGUAUGGAGGGGGUUAUUGUUGUAUGGCACCUUGAUAGUGGGAAGAGAAGGUACAAGCCACGUCUAGGAUCUCCUCUUAUGUUCUUUGUAGAUUCUCCAGACUCUUCCAUUUCCUGUGUGUCAUGUACAAGUAACCAAGUUCAUCUUCUGAAAAUGCCGAAUAUGGAGGUCCUGAAGACCAUUUCUGGAAUUAAGCUUCCUAUUGCUUCGCCAGACCUACGUAGACGAGAUGUGUGUGAAUUUGAUUGCACUAAUGGCCUUGUUGCUAUACCAACGGAAGAUUACUGCAUACAGUUCUACAGUUUGUUUGAAAACACUGAGGUUUCAGAGGUGCAAGUUUGUGAGAGGAACUUUCAGCCUGUUGAUGAUAUUACGAUGUCCAUUUCCUUAGUUUCAUUGUCCAUUGGUGGUGAGUUUAUGUGCACUGUGGAUGUCAAGCUUCCUGAAGAAGAAUUAGGUGGCCUUAUUACACUAAAAUUUUGGAACCAUGGGUCUCGUGCCGGACAGUUUCAUUUGUCCACUGUCAUUUAUGAGCCUCACAGUGAUGCUGGGAUCUCUGCUAUUGCUUUCCGCCCAGGAAAAAACAUGGCUGUGAGCUCCUCUUUUGGCGGCAACUUCAAGGUAUGGGUCCAAAGUUCGUCUUUACAAUCAAGAGAGGGAAAAAGUCAAUCUGGUUGGAGGUGCCAAUCAGUUGGCUCAUACAAGAAGAAACCUAUGACAGCUGCAGCCUUCUCAGGCGAUGGAUCUGUUCUUGCUGUUGCAGCUGAGAGCGUCAUUACAUUGUGGGACCCUGAUAAUAAUGCACUUGUUGGUGUGAUUGCAGAAGCACUAUCGCCCAUUACCAAACUUUCUUUCAUUGGCACGUCGACAUAUUUGAUGUCGCUAUCUCAGAGUUCAAUACCACAGGUUGCAGUGUGGAAUGCGUCAAAUCUUUCCAUGCAGUGGUCUUACACCCUUUCUGCAGAAGCUGCAUGUUGUUCGUCCAAUAAGAGUGAAUUUGCGGUUCUUUCUCUUCUAAGCUGCCAUGAAGGAGGAACACCAGCAGAGCAAGAUGGUGUAAUACUGUUAUUUGAUGCAGAAAAUUCGAGCCCGGUGUCGUCCUUUUCUGUAAAGAAGGCUAAAGGCGGUAGCAUUGCUUUUGUGAAGGAUGAUUCCUCGAUGGAUGCAGACACCAAUGCCACUAGAGGUGAAGAAGCUUCAUUGCUGGUUUAUGUGAAUGGUUCACACGAGUAUGUUAUCUUUGAUCCCCGGAACAAUGAGGUGUCACAAAUUAGCAAGCACACACAGAAAAAUAUCCAAGCCGAUGAACCUGCACGAAUCGGUUAUGCUUCUAUCUACGGAGAGCUUCCAAAACUGGAGCUGAAGAAAGAGGUUUCGGAUAUUCCAUUUAUCCCGUCAGAGAGACCUUGGGAAACUAUAUUCACCGGAUCAUCUCAUGUUCUUCCGCCUCUCACGAAACUAUGUUCUGCUUUCUUGGCAUCAUUGCUGGAGAAGAGACCUGUCUCAAACGAGUGAGAAGAACUGAAGCUUUGUCCAAUGGUAUAAUGGUAUACUUGCUGGUUGCAAAUGUCAAUGCACAAAAGAAACUGAACAUGAAGAAAACAUGCUCCUGGUGGAGGUUGGCAUUGACAGAUGUUCUGAAACUGGCUCUGACCCU